CCCGGCCCCUCCCCGACUCCUGUCUGUCCACUGGCUGGCGCGUACCCACUGCCUCCUGCGUGCCGGGUCCUGUGUUAGGUGUGGGAACACCUGCGUAAGCCAACAGCCCCAAUGCUGCCAUCCCGAUUCGCACCCACCCCUCACCCUAGAGCCAGGUGGUGGGAGAGGGGAGGGGCAAGCCCCCAAGCUCUCCAAGCAGACCCCCGAUCCUUGGACCCCGCUCCUCCUUGGUGUUCCGCUGUUCUCUGCCAAUUCCUCCCGCAACGUUUUCCCCGCCUUCGGCUGGUGAGGGGGACUGAGCAAAAGUCUGCCAGCAGGGGGCGCAGCAGGGCAAGGGCCAGCAGGUGGAGGGGCCUGAGCGGUAGCCCUGAGGCUGGUGCUGCCGGGUGGGGCUGUGCAGCUCUGAGAACCAGCCCGGCUGGAACCAAUCCUGGUUUAAGCCAGACCAGAACUUCCUGCGACUCGGUGAGCACCAGCAUGCUCACCACACACUGCUGGGCGUACAGCUCACCUCGGGGCUCCUGGCCGAGGCUUGUCCUGACCAGCGGGUGCAGCCCUAGCCUGGUGGGCCUCACCCCAGUGGCCCCAGGUGGUGCUCGCUGUCGGGGCUGCCCCUGAGCGGGAGCUCUGACAAUGUUUCCAGUCAUGGGUGCCCUCUGUCCCACCGGCAGCCCAGGUGGCUGGGACCCGUCCAGAUGCCCGGGGCAGAGCCCAGGGCGGAGGCUGGGAAGGCUGGGCAGGGUCCUCUCUAGGCCCCGGGCGGCGCCAGCUUCACCCCCAGGGAGCGCCUUGCCCCCUGGCUCCCUGCCUUCCUAGCAGGCUGUGCAGGGCAGGCAGGGGCAGCGUUGGAGCUGGGACCUGGGGUCGGGGGGCCUGAUCGGGACCCUGCUCCUUCUCCCCCUCCAGCAGAGCCCUCAGGGUUUUCACACCCGGCGUGGGGGCGGCUUCGCCGUCUUCCCAUACAGGGCGGUGACCCCUGUCAAACCACCAGGUGGGCCAGGCGGGGCCGACAGAGCAGCCCCCCAAAGGUUCUGGAGGCUCGGGUCUGAGUUCAGCUCACCCCGGGGCGUCCCUGGCCUCUUCCGCCGCCAGAACUAGCCCCCCUGGCCCUGACGAUUGGUUUGGCCGCCUCGUUCCCCGCUGCAGACCCCCACUCCGUUCUGGGAAACCUUCCGUGCCCCAGGCUUCCGACCUGGCUCUAUCCCCGCUCCGCGAACCAGGCCCGCGAGUCCACGCACUUCUUUGGUCCACCGGGCCCAGCGACCUGGCUGGGCUCCGCCCGCGCACCUGCAGUGCUGGUUCCGGAGGGGUCGCACCGGCAGGUGCGGUGAGGGCGGUCGUGGGGCCCAUGCGCAGCCCUGUCACUGCCCCACAUCGCCCCCGCACGGGGCUGAAGACCCCCGAACCCAGCGCGCCCGAACCAGGGUCUCCCGGCAGCUGUAGGCAGAUUCGAAUGGUACCCGCGGCUUCCCGCGUGUCCCAGGCGGGGCCGCAACCCGGGAAGGGGCGGAACGUCUAGGUCCCGCCCACGUCCCCGCCCCGCGCCCCAGUCCGAACGUUCGGACCCCGGGAGCGGAGUAGGAGCCGGGCGCUGGCGACCUGAGCACCGCGCGGGCCGGGAUGCGCGCCCGCCUGCGGUCCCCGCUCCCGGCCCUGCGCGCCGUGCGACCCCAUGGCAGGUAGCGGCGGCCUAGGCGACGGGGCCGGCGUCGGCCAGGGCGCGGGGGCCGGGCCCGGGCCAGCGCUGCGGGCACCCCGCGGGCCGCUGGUGCUCUGCGCGCUGCUACUCGGCGCUUACUGCCUCUGCGCCCUCCCGGGCCGCUGUCCUCCGGCCGCCCGCGCUCCCGCACCGGCUCCCACGCCCUCCGAGACGCCCCUCGCCGCCCGCCGCCCCGGCGCGCUCGGCUUGCUUAGCGCCAGAGGCCCGGGACGCCGGCGCUUCCCACAGGCGCUCAUCGUGGGCGUGAAGAAGGGCGGCACGCGCGCCCUGCUGGAGUUCCUGCGGCUGCACCCCGACGUCCGCGCCCUGGGCUCCGAGCCCCACUUCUUCGACAGGUGCUACGAGCGCGGCCUCGCCUGGUACCGGAGCCUGAUGCCGCGUACCCUGGACGGGCAGGUCACCAUGGAGAAGACCCCCAGCUACUUCGUGACUCGCGAGGCCCCCCGUCGCAUCCUCGGCAUGUCGCCGGACACCAAGCUGAUCGUGGUGGUGAGGAACCCCGUGACCCGGGCCAUCUCCGACUACGCCCAGAUGCUGUCCAAGACCCCAGGCCUGCCCAGCUUCCGCGCCCUGGUCUUCCGCCACGGCCUGGGCCCCGUGGACACGGCCUGGAGCGCCGUGCGCAUCGGCCUCUACGCCCAGCACCUGGACAACUGGCUGCGUUACUUCCCGCUGUCCCACUUCCUGUUUGUCAGCGGCGAGCGCCUGGUCAGCGACCCGGCCGGGGAGGUGGGCCGCGUGCAGGACUUCCUGGGCCUCCGGAGGGUCGUCACGGACAAGCACUUCUACUUCAACGCCACCAAGGGCUUCCCCUGUCUCCAGACAGCCCAGGGGAACAGCCGCCCGCGCUGCCUGGGCAGAUCCAAGGGCCGGCCCCACCCCCGGGUGCCGGAGGCCGUAGUCCGACGGCUGCGGGACUUCUACCGGCCCUUCAACCGCAAGUUCUACCAGAUGACCGGCCACGACUUUGGCUGGGACUGAACGGAGCCUGGCCUGCCCUGCCCCUGGCGCCUGGCACUUCUGUGGGCACCUGCCGGGUGCAGAGAGGCGCCGUGCUUAUGAAAUAAAGCUGGGACCCAGUCCCUCGGCUUGGCCUUGAGGGCAGAAGGUGUGGCCGCCCUGACUGGGGCACAUCUCCUCCCAGACCCGUCCCUCCUGCGCCCUCAGGGCCUGCCCACAGCUGAGCCCUCCUCUCCGCCUGGGAGGCCCCGGGCUGCCCUGUGCUGUGGGGCAGGACUACCGCUGGGUCUGUUCGUCUCGGGGCCCAGUGCACACUCCUUCCCGCAAGCCCCAUGGGCGACUGGGGCGGAUGUGGGGUGCAUGCGAGCAGAUCUAGUGCAGCCUGGCCUGCCCAGCCAGCCCCGCCCACACCAAGUUCUGCCGCAUUCACCCUGUACUGCCCCCUGCUCCAGGGCUGGAAGGCCUGCCCAGCUGCAGCCCAGCUGCCUGUUGGUAACCCAGGCUGGGCAACUGGCUCCAGUGCCCCCCACCCCUCCCGGGGGAAUGUGAGGCCCGGCCUCGGUGCCCCUCCUCCCCCGCCUCGGUAAUGACUCUCACCUACUCCUGGCCUCGUACUGUCUGCCGGGUGCCCACCAGCUGCCCCGACAAGGCCCUCAGAGCCUGCGUGGGCCCAGGCCUGGGGCGCCAGGGCUGCCCAGGGCCUAACGUGGUCUCCGUGGCCCAGGUUGCUCCUGGGCUCUCUCGGCCUGGCCUUGGCCCUGAUGUGACCUUUGUCUCUCUGAGCCCCUUGGAGCCACUCUCCAUCCUGGGAUCCAGGAACAGACAGCGAGGGAGCCCUUGGGGCUGCUUUUCUGAGCCCACCGGGUGGCCGCCAGUCUCCUCUGGAUGCCCUGGGCACGGGGCUGGAGGCGGGGCCCAGGGCUCAGAGAGCAGACCCUGGAAGCGACAGCGGAGGGGGCGCCCUGGUGUCUCCGGCUCUCCGGCAGUGGAAGCUUGGCCCGAGCGGCCGUGCGUGGUGCACGCCGUCCAGCCGAGGGCAGAUGCGGUGGGUCCUGUAGCUGCUGUGGGGGUGGGGCUCCCCGGAAGAGCCAUGGCCUUCCAUUUAACCCCAGACUGCUUCCCCGGCAGAGCCAUGGCCUUCCAUUUAACCCCAGAUUGCUUCCCCGGCUGCCCCGUGGGUUUCCCAUGGCGGGAUGUUCCAGAUGGGGAGAGACGUGCUGAUUCAAUUACCUUCUUCCUGUCUGCGCCUGGGACCCCUUUCCUGCCACUCCUACCCCAGUCAGGCUGGGAGGGGUCUGCAGGGGGGUGCUGCUUCCCAGGGAGGGGCUGGCGCUGGACCCGCCCCCCUCCUUGGGGCCACCCCCCGCCCCGUGCUGCCAGCGGCUGUCCUGCCCCUGCAAACCUGGAGGAUUGAAGACCGACUCCCGGCAGCCCGUGGACACGGAAGCGCAGGUGCAGCCUGGUCCAUCCCUACAGCACAGACGACCCGGCAGGGAAGCCAUGAUGUCUGACACCUGCUGCCGUGCUGAUGAGCCCCGAAAACAGGGCGCUAAGGGAGGCCCGGCCUUGCACCCCAGAACCAGCGAGUGUGUAGACGGAAGCAAGCGGCGGUCGCCCGGGGCUGGGGCUGGGGGUCCCGGGGAGGACUGCUCAGUGGCUACAGGCGCUCCUUUUGGGGGCAAGAGAAUGUUCUGGCAUUGCAGAGGUGGGGUUUGCACAACAUUGUGAGUGCGCUAAACGCUACAGGAACGUCCACCCUAAAAUGGGUGACUUUGUGUGAAUUCCAACAUGGUUUUAUUUCUUAUUUUUACAGAUUUAUGUUAUUCAUUUGAAAGGCGGAGUUACGGGGCGGGAGAGAGAGAGAGAGAAAUCUUCCAUCGAUGUUUCACUCCCCAGAUGGCCACAAUGACCAGGGCAGGGCCAGGCUGAAGCCAGGAGCCAGGAGCUUCUUCCCGGUCUCCCACGUGGGUGCAGGACCCUGGGGGUUGGGCCAUCCUCCUCUGCUUUCCCAGCCACAUUAGCAGGGAGCUCUAUCGGAAGUGGAGUGGCCGGGACCCAAGCCAGUGCCCACAUGGGACGGUGCGGUCCGUCGUGGGAGCCUCUGUUGGGUCUCGGGUGGCGUGAAGGCUCCUUCGAGGAAGGCAGGUGACUGUCACACGGUGCGGGGGCAUCCAGGGAGCCUCUCCUGCGAGGGGUGAGGGGCAGCUCCACCCACAGUCCAGCUGUGCAGGUGGGGGCUGGGAGCAGGAUCCGUUCCCGGCCUGAGGGUCUCCGAGUGUGGCUCCUUCGGUUCCUGCCCCAGCCGCGCCUCCUCACCUGCUCCAUCAGCCCCCCGGCUCAACCUCCGAGGGCAGUGUCUGCAGGUCCCCAGCUCACACUUCCACUUCUCCAGUGG
Messenger RNA from Oryctolagus cuniculus (rabbit), 5075 nucleotides. RefSeq names its product heparan sulfate-glucosamine 3-sulfotransferase 6 (gene HS3ST6). Gene Ontology annotation, molecular function: [heparan sulfate]-glucosamine 3-sulfotransferase activity. The record is from RefSeq and is a predicted model, not a curated record. Lineage: Eukaryota; Metazoa; Chordata; Mammalia; Lagomorpha; Leporidae.